Molecule: messenger RNA, 3187 nt
Organism: Populus euphratica (Euphrates poplar)
Lineage: Eukaryota; Viridiplantae; Streptophyta; Magnoliopsida; Malpighiales; Salicaceae
Exons: 19
Coding region: 103-3024 (973 amino acids)
Cellular component (GO): Golgi apparatus; endoplasmic reticulum
Source: RefSeq, a predicted model, not a curated record
GCGGGGAGUUGGUUGGACAUAGUCGUAAAGGAGGCGGGGAGUGAACUUUUAGCUGCUGUUGGCUGCAUUUGUUUUUUUAUAUAUAUAUUUUGUUUGUUAGAGAUGGGGUGGGGAAACAUUUACAGGAGACGUGCGAAAGUAUUUACUUUGGCCUUGAUAAUUUACAUUGAUUACAAGGCUUUACAGAAAAGAGAGAAAUUCAUGAAGAAACCGAAAAGUGAUGCAUUGUGGAAGAAGGCCCAUGAGCGGAAUGCUAAGCGUGUUUUUAAUUUGAUGGUAGAGUUGGAAGGUUUGUGGGUGAAACUUGGACAGUAUUUGUCCUCACGUGCUGAUGUGCUUCCUUCUGCUUUCAUUUCAAUUCUCAAGCAGUUGCAGGACUCUCUCCCUCCUCGUCCGUUUGAAGAGGUUUGUCACACUAUCAAGAAAGAACUAGGGAAAUCCACGAAGGAGCUUUUCUUGGAUUUUGACGAAAAUCCUCUGGCAACAGCAUCGAUUGCACAAGUGCAUCGUGCAACAUUAAUUGAUGGGCAGAAGGUGGUUGUUAAAGUUCAACAUGAAGACAUCAAGAAAAUCAUAUUGGAGGAUUUAAAGGAUGCAAAAUCCAUUGUUGACUGGAUAGCAUGGGCAGAACCGCAGUAUAACUUCAGCCCUAUGAUCGAUGAAUGGUGCAAAGAAGCUCCAAAAGAACUUGACUUCAACCAUGAAGCAGAGAAUACCAGAACCGUGUCUCAAAAUCUUGGCUGCACAAGCAAAUAUGAUAGCAACAAGCCCAUCAAUCAAGUGGAUGUUUUGAUUCCAGAGGUUAUUCAGUCGACAGAAAAAGUUCUGAUUUUGGAAUAUAUGGAUGGAAUUCGCUUGAAUGACUUUGAAUCCCUAGAAGCUUGUGGUGCUAACAACCAAAAGAUUGUUGAAGAAAUCACACGGGCCUUUGCCCAUCAAAUAUAUGUUGACGGGUUUUUUAAUGGUGACCCUCAUCCUGGUAAUUUUCUGGUGAGCAAAGAACCUCCACAUCGUCCAAUUUUGCUUGACUUUGGGCUGACAAAGAGGAUAUCAAGCUCUAUGAAACAAUCACUAGCUAAAAUGUUUCUUGCUACGGCUGAGGGGGACCAUGUUGCUCUUUUGUCUUCCUUUUCUGAAAUGGGACUUAAGCUGCGCCUGGACUUUCCUGAGCAGGCUAUGGAUUUUAUCAGUGUCUUCUUCCGCACGUCAACAUCUGCAAGUGAAGCUGCUGAAUAUGCCAAAUCUUUGGGAGAGCAAAGAGCAAGAAACAUGAAGGUGCUACAGGAAAAGAUGAAUCUCAGCCAAAAGGAAGUUAAACGAUUUAAUCCGAUUGAUGCAUUUCCUGGUGAUAUGGUAAUAUUUUCACGGGUUAUUGGUCUUCUGAGAGGACUUUCUACCACAUUGGAUGCUCGCAUAGUAUAUCAUGAUAUCAUGAGACCAUUUGCCGAAUCUGUUCUGCAAGAGAAGAUUGCCAAGGGGCCAUCAGAAAAUGCACAGUGGAUCAAUGACACCCCAGUUCAUUCUGACGCGGAGGCAAAGCUGAGGCAGAUUUUAGUUGAGUUAGGGAAUGAUGACAAAAUACUUGGAAUCCAGGUUUGUGCCUACAAAGAUGGAGAGGUUAUUAUCGAUACUGCUGCUGGAGUACUUGGUAGAUAUGAUCCUCGCCCAGUACAGCCUGAUAGUCUUUUUCCUGUUUUCUCUGUAACGAAGGGCAUUGCAGCAGGAAUGUUACAUUGGCUUGUUGACAAUGGAAAACUGAACCUCAAUGAAAAUAUUGCUAAUAUUUGGCCAGAGUUUGGAUCAAACGGAAAGAAUCUCAUCAAGGUCCACCAUGUUCUUAAUCAUACAUCUGGUUUGCAAAAUGCUCUGGCCAACCUCAGAGAAGAAAAUCCUUUGCUAAUGGCUGACUGGGAUGAAUGUCUGAAACGGAUUGCUAUGUCAGCACCUGAGACUGAACCUGGCCAAGAGCAGUUGUAUCACUAUCUGUCUUUUGGCUGGCUUUGUGGUGGAAUAAUCGAGCACGCCUCUGGGAAGAAAUUUCAGGAGAUCCUUGAAGAAGCAAUAAUUCGACCUCUCAACAUUGAAGGCGAGCUAUAUGUUGGAAUUCCUCCAGGUGUGGAAUCUCGACUUGCGUGUCUGACAUUAGAUAAAGAUGAUUUUAGCAAGCUCUCAAAAAUUGCUAGUCGUCCUGAACUUCCCUCCACCUUCCAGCCAGAGAACAUUUCCCAACUAGUAACUGCAGUGCCUGCUUUGUUUAACAUGCUGAACGUUCGUCGCGCCAUUAUACCAGGUGCUAAUGGACAUUGCUCAGCUCGUGCUCUUGCACGCUACUAUGCAGCUCUUGUUGAUGGAGGCCUGGUCCCGCCACCUCAUUCCUCUUUGUCGAAGCCACCCCUUGGUACCCACCCACACAUUCCCAAAUUUUCUUCAGAGAUUACCUCCAAAAAGCAGAAAGGUAAGAAGAGUAAGGCAGAGGGUUCUGCUUCAAAGAAGAAAGGAAAUGGUUAUGAGCUCAAGAUGAAUCACAGUAAAGAUUUCAAGGAUGGUGGAGAAAGUAACAGUGAUGGGUAUACCAGGCUUGCUAAUGAUAGCGCUGGUGGCAGCAGCAGUGAUUCUAGUCCACCCAAAGGCUUUGCAGCCAGCAAAAACUCUCGCCAAAAUAAUGCCAUCAGGAUUUUUAAUAACCCCAGAAUUCAUGAUGAGUUCAUGGGCGUGGGUGAGUACAGGAAUCUAGUACUGCCAAAUGGGAAAUUCGGAUUAGGUUUUAGGAGAUUUAGUUCAAGUGAUGGAUCCUUUUAUGGAUUUGGGCACUCGGGUAUGGGUGGAUCCACAGGUUUUUGUGAUAUUAAAAGCAGGUUCGCAAUUGCAGUUACCUUGAACAAAAUGUCACUCGGGACUGCAACUAGAAGAAUUAUUCAGUUUGUUUGUUCAGAGCUAAAUGUUCCGCUACCAGACGAGUUCUCAGUUCUUAGUGAAACUGCACCCGACGAAGAGUUAAGCAUAGCGAGACCUCUGAUUAACUGAAGACAAGGACUCUUCUCAUUGUCAACAUGUACUGUGCUAUCCAUGAUAACCUCAGCCCAAAAAUACAUAAAUUAUUUAUACUGAAUACAAUCGUGUCAAUAGGAAAUUGUAAGACAUUUACAGCUAUCAUUUAUAAGGUUAUACGAGGAGUUUUAUAAACAUC